UCUUUCCUUUCCUCUUUUCCCGCUCUUUCAGCUGCGUGUCAUCAUUCUCCUCGUCUUUUCAGGACUAUAAUUCAUCAACAGCCUCGUCCUCGACUGUCCUCACCUGUCCCAUAAUCGACAAAGAAUUUUUUUCCCGCUAAAAUGUUCAUAACAGGAGAACCAAAAGUCAGAGACCUGACCAUCCACGUCGAUACAGGAAGCGCCAUCGGACCCAAGGGCCUUCCACUUGUGUACGGACAUCAAGAUACCCACACCAUACUUCAUGUGACAGUGAAGUUCGAGAGUAGCCAUGACUGUAAAGCCAAGGCCGUCGAAAUUUUUUUCAGAGCUGCAGUGAAGACGUUUUACUUUGCACAGGACGAAGCGUCAAGGAAACACCAGGGAGAACAGGUUUUUUAUUCAAAGCAAUGGGAUUUAGACGUCGAACGACCAAAGGCAGGCUGGAUUGCAAAGGGAACCUAUGCUAGGCAAUGCUCUGUCCUUCUCGACCCGUCACUGCCUUCCUCUAGCGUGAGUCCUUUUGGUUCGAUGCGAUACAUCUUCGAGGCACGUCUGAAGGGUGCCAAGGGCAUUGGAAUUGCGCGGACGGACUGGGUCGUGACACAGGAGGUUUGGGUCUUGAACUCUUCGCUACCGUUUCUGAGCACCAGCCUCAUCGACAACCCUAUCGUGGUCCAAGAUCAAUGGAAGGACUCACUGCCAUAUUCUCUAUCAAUCCCUUCAGACACUCUACAUUUCGGGCAGGUGGUGCCUAUCACCAUUCAACUGGAGCCUUUCAGGUCAGGAUGUGCCUUUGAAGGGGAUGAGGCCGUGGUGACCAGCGCCAGCUUUACAUUACGGGAGAAAAAGACCUUCCGAGCCAUGUUUGUCAGAGACACAUACGAGACAUCAGAGAAGCUGCUGCAUAUUGCUGUUAACACCGGGUGGCCUCAGAGCAUCGACGGAUGGCAGAGAACAAUCCAUGUCUCCAUGCCCUUAUCCCCAGCAAUGUCGGCGGAUAUGCAGACAAAGUACUUGGAUGUUGCGCACACAUUGAUCGUCUUGGUCGAGUUUAAAUCAAGCCGGAUGGUCAAGGCAGAGAAGCUGAGGGCACAGGUCGAUGUUCAAAUCACAGCACCUCGGCCCCUGUCCACAUCCUUGCCUCCACAAUACGGAGAUGCAGUCCCGGUAGAAUCGUUGCUGCUAGUGGAGCCUGCUCCAGCAUUUGAUGCUGAUGAACCCCUUCCAGGGUACUCUCGUUACGAGUAGUUCUCACACGUAGGAAUAUAUUAUUACAAAUCUAUGCCAUCAACCACCAUUGUUUAUUAGGCCAAUUUGAGUGUAGCCUCACGGAUGUUUGUGCCCCUUGACAUCAACAUGUUCAUCCGCCGUGUUCAUCAUCUCUCAUCUUGCCACUCUGGCAUAUAUGUAAAAUAUAUCUUCGCUCAUUCUGUAGCAGUCUCCUGUUUGCAUAACCGUCAAAGGAAAGGAAAAGAAAU
Messenger RNA from Gamsiella multidivaricata, 1478 nucleotides. RefSeq lists its product as uncharacterized. The transcript is spliced from 3 exons. The coding region runs from base 142 to 1248 and encodes 368 amino acids. Lineage: Eukaryota; Fungi; Mortierellomycota; Mortierellomycetes; Mortierellales; Mortierellaceae. The record is from RefSeq and is a predicted model, not a curated record.